AUGGAAGUCCACGAACCCCUCGCCGAUACUCGCUGGUACAUCAGGCCAGCUGUGAAACGGCUAUGCAUGCAGGACUGCGAAGAAGGAACACUACGAAAUUCCGAGAACAGCUGGUGGAAGUCACCAAAGGCGAACAGGCCAAUUUUCCAACAACUCAAUGACGAAGGUGUGGAACUGAUUUGGGCAGCUGAUAAGGGUAGCAUUGGGUUCACAGCAGUGCUUAGCAGUUCCAGUGAACUUGCUCCUUUUGUACGAGAGGUAAUUCAAGCGUUUGCAUCAAAUGAGAUUCGCAUAAGCCAUGUCGAGACUAGACAACACAAAUUCGGAAAAGGAUGGGAUCUGCUAGCUGAUUGUGAUGCAACGAAAGACCAGCUAAUAGCGGCUGCUGCGACUCUUACGAAAGAGCAUGUAAAUCUAACUGGCUUUGCUCUUUACAAGAAGAACGCCGUAGAGGAGGUGCCAUGGUUUCCACGACACAUCUCUGAGCUUGACAAAUGCUCUCAUUGCAUCACAAAAUACGAUCCAAUGACGGAUCCGCGUCAUCCGGGACAUGGCGAUGCGACGUACAUAGCUAGAAGAAAUUUCCUCAACGAUCAUGCCAUGCAAUACAAACAUGGUGAUCCCAUACCCAUUGUUGAGUACACAGAGCAGGAACACGCGACAUGGAAGGCUGUAUACGAAAAGCUGAGAGGACUUCAUGAAAGUCAUACAUGCUUGGCUUAUAGGAAGAACUUAAAACUCUUGGAAGAUGCUGGAGUUUUGACACCGGAAAAAAUUCCACAAAUCAGGGAUGUGAAUGUAUAUCUGCAGAAGAGAACAGGAUUUAUACUCCGUCCUUGUUCUGGUCUACUCUCAGCUCGCGACUUUUUAGCCAGUCUUGCGUUCCGUGUUUUUCAGACUACUACAUACCUGCGUCAUAGCAGCAGACCACAUCACUCACCGGAACCUGAUCUGAUUCACGAGCUACUAGGUCAUGUGCCGAUGUUUGCAGAUCCAAUGGUGGCCCAAAUGAGUCAGGAUAUCGGUCUGAUGAGCCUAGGAGCAACAGAUGAGCAAAUCGAAAAGCUGGCUACCGUUUACUGGUUUAUAAUCGAAUUUGGAUUGUGCAGAGAAGGUGGUCAACUAAAGGCCAUAGGUGCCGGGCUCAUAUCCGCCUACGGCGAACUCGAGCACGCCUGCUCGGACAAGCCAGAGCAUCGCGACUUCGAUCCGGCUAUUACAGCCGUGCAAAAGUAUGAGGAUAGCGAUUAUCAACCGCUGUACUUCGUAGCGAACAGCAUACAGGACGCACUAUACAAACUGAGAGAAUACGCGCUGUCAAUGGAGAGACCGUUUGCGGUGAUCUACGACCCGUUCACUAGAAGUGUAGAGAUUAUCCGCCAUAUUUCCGACUUGGAACCAGCAUUUUCACGAUUCCGUAUGGAAUUCUCAUCGACAACAUAUGCACUCGAUAAACUGAACAUUAACAACGCUACAAAAUGA
Messenger RNA from Cylicocyclus nassatus, 1482 nucleotides. The record is from the annotation of a GenBank genome assembly. NCBI's taxonomy places the organism in Eukaryota, Metazoa, Nematoda, Chromadorea, Rhabditida, Strongylidae.